AUGGAAUCAACGAGUGACGAAGAAGAAGAAUGCCUCAUUCAAACGCCGAUGAAUUCCUUGCAUUUUCAAAGCUCGUGUUGCGCGACAAAACAGUACAAAAGAAGAAACUCGCUUCAGGGAAUUUUUGAAAUGAUGGGGAAGAAAAACUCUGUCGCCAAAAUCAGCCCUUUGAGAGGAAGAAUGUCUCGAAGGAGCUCAGAAGUUAUUAUCUCCGCCAAAAAGGGAUGGGGAAUCGUCAAGGACAAAAUGUUGACUCCAGCUGCACUUGGACAGAUGAAUCAACACGCCGGCGCAAAUUAUUCACGAAGCCGUUUUUUGAACACGGUGAAUUUGGUGACUGAGCGUAACAAUUCAGAUAGGCAGGUCAUCACGGAGACGCAAGUCAAGGUCGUUGAUUUGACCAAAUUGGAUGAGGCUGAAAGAAAGGGUGGAAAACAGCUAAUGAGAAUGCUGGCGAUAGGCUGUGAAAAUCACAACCUAAAAUUAACCACUGAAGGCCUCAAAACCGACAACCAAAAGUCCAAAACCCUCCUCAAUUCCUCCACAACCAUCAACUGGGCGGACGUUGUCGGCCUCGAAAUAAAAUUCGCCGUCUACGAAAAAUUCGAAAAGACGUACCUCUGCCUCUCGAUCUUUGGAGCCGCGCUGGGGAUUCUGACAGUGAAUUGCUCGCUGGUUCAGUUUUUGGACUCGGCGAAUUUUUUCAGCCGGCUGAACUCGUUCCAGAUUGAGACGGAGGAAAUGAUCACGGCGGGAGAAUUGCUGAAUGAGACGAAAUCCCUGCUUGAUUAUAUUAAAUUAACGACGCCUUUGAAUCAACGCACUGCCGAAAUUACUCUUAGCCAAAUCUCAAAAACACUCGCUCCUGCUCUUCCAAAAAUCGACCCCAGAACUCUUCUCGAUCUUUUGGACCCUCUUUUCGAUCUGACAUUGCCAACACCCAUUUUUCUGCAAUUCCUCGCCCAGAACAUCGAAGACCUUCCUCCCAACAAAACGCUUUACAAAAACAUCCUCAUCGCGGGAAUCAAGAAAACUGGCGGGCUCGACGAAGGAACGGAAUCAAACGAGUUUUUCCGCUGUUUUUUGAAGAUGAAGGUCAAGAGCCCAGUUGGCUUGCCCGACAUUGAAGAACUCUUUGAAGAGGUGCAUGGUCCGGCAUACAACUCGCCGCAGAAACGCUCGAUAUUCAACUUGACAGCGUUUCUAACCCGGCGAAUCGACCUUUCAUAUGGACUUUACGACUCGGCGCUAAUAAGCCAAUAUUUAGAUAUGCUUAGACUCGCGGCUAAAUACAGUGAUUGGCGCGUGACAGUAGCAGGGGUAGUAGGAAAAACCGCUUUUCCGGAUCACGUGACGAAUAAUCCAGCUUUCUUUACUUUGCUUGCCGCUCUUGUAGAUGAUGACAGGGCCGAUGUUCUUAUGGCUAUAUGCUCGUCCACUUAUUUCGAGGUUAUCAACAAUUCUUCAAAAAAGCUUUUUGUGACGACGGCAAUCAAGUUUUUUCUAUCGAAAGCUGACAACCGAUCAUUUCUCAGAAAAUGUCUCCGACGACAUCUGGAUCUCUUGACAAAUGAGUAUUUGGCGAAUCGAACUGAUGAUUUUGCAGCAAUGAUGCGAAAAAUCUUCAUAAUCGGGUUAAAAAGCGAAGUGCACAAAAAUCGUGUUCAUGAAAUGCUCCUGCUUUUUCCGAAAAAUGACCCGGUCAAGAUGGAUAUUGAAAACUGGCUGGAGAAGUCGAAAAAGCAAAGUGUCUCGAAACUUGUUCUGCCAAAUAUGUCAACAGAUGCUUGUUUGGACUCGGUGAUGCUGAACUUGGAUGGAUUCAGGGAUGUGAAAGAAUUUCAAGCGCCAUUUUCUAACUUGACAAGUAACUCAACGAGUCACCUAAUACUACUGCCAAAUCUUCAAAUUGUGAAUCUCGCCCAUACAAAAAUUUGCGACGAAGGCCUGACCCAACUUUCUGAACUCUGUGAUCUCCAAGAAUUAGAUCUCUCGGAAACAAAAGUGACCGACUUUGGCGUCAAGCAUCUUUUAUCAAUGAGCUCGCUGACGAGAUUGAGCUUGACGAGCACGAAAGGGAUCAAAUAUUUGUCCAAUUAUAAGCUCUUCGAUGAGAGAUAA
Molecule: messenger RNA, 2121 nt
Organism: Oikopleura dioica
Lineage: Eukaryota; Metazoa; Chordata; Appendicularia; Copelata; Oikopleuridae
Source: the annotation of a GenBank genome assembly